AUUUAGUUUGAACAUAACGCCUACCUGUUUCUCUCUCUAAAAAAAAGUUAGCAGUACUUGUCUGCUGGCAGUAUCUCAGAGCUUAGUUCUGUCCUGUAGUUGAAAAAAUAGCAGUACUGUACAAAAUUGGUUGUCAAAUUAGACCACUUAUCUAUCUCUUAUUCUCAAAUCUCAACCAUUUGAGUUACAAAAAUAAUCUCUUUUUUCGGUAUAAAAUUCUAAAUUUUGCCCAAACUUUAAAAAGAGUUCAAAGAUCACCUGAAGAGUUACUCUCAAAUUGGUAUUUUGCAGUUUCAAGAGGGUUCUUUUUAGCCGUUUUCAAGCUCAUCAACUUGUCUCUGUUCAUGGAAUUGGAGAAGCAUAGGUAUAGAAGCUUCCUCUGAAAGUUGCUGCCCAGUAUCACUUCUAGUUGCUGGUUAUCCAUUGUCUUUGGUUUUAAUUUAUGCUUGGACUUUUGGGUUUUUGCUGGGAAGUUGGGGGAAACUACAGUAGCUUAUACACAUUCGAUAGAGGGUGAAAACCUGGUCAAGAGGGGAUAUUGGAAUUGGUAGCUACAAACACGAAUUAAUGGCUUCUGUUAAUGAGGAAACUGAAAAUAGAGGUAGUAUGUGGGAUUUGGAUCAGACGCUCGAUCAACCCAUGGAUGAGGAGGCUGGAAAGCUUAAGAAUGCAUACCGAGAAAAGAAAUAUUCAGCACUAUUGCUUCUGCGGUUGGCUUUUCAGAGUCUUGGGGUAGUGUACGGGGACUUGGGCACAUCUCCAUUAUAUGUUUUCUACAAUACAUUUCCGCGUGGAGUGAAAGAUCCAGAUGAUGUGAUUGGAGCACUCUCAUUGAUAAUAUACUCCCUGACUCUUGUCCCAUUAUUGAAAUAUGUUUUCAUUGUUUGCAGAGCAAAUGAUAACGGUCAAGGGGGGACAUUCGCUCUUUACUCAUUGCUAUGUCGACAUGCAAAUGUAAAUACAAUCCCUAACCGGCAUAGAACUGAUGAGGAUUUGACAACGUAUAGUCGUGGUAGAUUCCAUGAAAAUUCAUUUGCCUCGAAAACCAGGCAAUGGCUGGAGAAACAUUCCUCUAGGAAGAAUGCACUUCUACUCCUUGUUCUUGGUGGCACCUGCAUGGUAAUUGGAGAUGGAAUUCUCACUCCAGCAAUAUCAGUUCUUUCAGCUUCUGGUGGGAUCAAGGUAGACCACCCCAACUUGAGUAAUGGUACUCCUCUUUCUUUCUUUUAUGUGCUGAUCAUAUCUUCAUCUGUUCUUUUAGAACAUCGCGGAGCUGCCGUAUUUUACCAGAUUUUGACAUGUUUUAGCUGCUACUCCCCCCAAAAUAUUGUCCUAUGUUUCUGGUUUGCAGAUGUGGUUGUGCUUGUAGCUGUUAUAAUACUGGUGGGUCUGUUCAGCUUGCAACAUUACGGUACCGAUAAAGUUGGGUGGCUCUUUGCGCCAAUUGUCUUGCUUUGGUUUCUGAUGAUUGGAGGUAUUGGUAUAUUCAACAUAUGGAAAUAUGAUAGCAGUGUAUUGAAAGCCUUUUCACCAGUCUAUUUAUAUCGCUAUCUCAAAAAUGGAGGGAAAGAUGGAUGGACCUCCUUGGGGGGAAUCAUGCUAAGUAUUACUGGGACGGAAGCACUGUUUGCUGACUUGGCUCAUUUUCCCGUGUUGGCUGUACAAAUAGCAUUCACAGUAAUUGUAUUCCCCUGCCUUCUUCUAGCAUAUUCUGGACAAGCGGCGUAUCUAGUAAAUCAUCAAGACCAUGUGGUAGAUGCAUUCUAUCAUUCGAUUCCAGAUAGCAUAUAUUGGCCAGUAUUCGUUGUAGCAACUUUGGCCGCCAUUGUUGCUAGUCAGGCAACCAUAUCUGCGACAUUUUCAAUUAUAAAGCAGGCUCUUGCUUUAGGCUGCUUUCCAAGAGUGAAGGUAGUACACACUUCAAAGAAAUUUCUUGGGCAAGUAUACAUUCCAGAUAUCAACUGGAUUCUUAUGAUCCUUUGCAUAGCUGUAACUGCUGGAUUUAGGAACCAAAAUCAGAUUGGAAAUGCUUAUGGUACAGCAGUUGUGAUAGUCAUGCUAGCCACCACGUUCCUCAUGAUUCUGAUCAUGUUGUUGGUUUGGCGGUGGCACUGGAUACUCGUUCUCAUCUUUACUGCUUUGUCAUUAUUGGUGGAGUUGACCUACUUCUCAGCUGUUCUGUUCAAAAUUGAUCAAGGUGGAUGGGUUCCACUUGUCAUAUCUGCUGUCUUUCUCAUAGUCAUGGUGGUUUGGCACUAUGGAACUGUGAAACGUUAUGAGUUUGAAAUGCACAGUAAGGUCUCAAUGGCCUGGAUUCUCGGCCUUGGCCCAAGUUUAGGCUUGGUAAGGGUACCGGGAAUCGGACUUGUCUACACCGAGCUAGCCAGUGGUGUCCCCAGCAUUUUUUCUCACUUUAUCACAAACUUGCCAGCCAUUCAUUCAGUGGUAGUUUUUGCCUGUGUAAAAUACCUUCCAGUAUAUACAGUCCCAGAAGAUGAAAGAUUUCUCGUGAAAAGGAUUGGACCCAAAAACUUCCAUAUGUUCCGUUGUGUUGCAAGGUAUGGUUAUAAGGACCUCCAUAAAAAAGAUGAUGAAUUUGAGAAGAAACUCUUUCAUAAUCUAUUCAUGUUUGUUCGUCUGGAGUCUAUGAUGGAAGGGUGUACUGAUUCUGAAGAAUACAGUCUGUACGGUCAGCAAACAGCUGUGUCAAGAGACUGCCUUUUGGACAAUGGCAAUACAAUGUCUAGUUUUGAGCAAACAAUUGAAUCCGGGGAUUCCAUUGUGCCUGCCAGUUCUCCCUUGCGACAACUAAAUUUAAGGCCAAGGUCAUCCGGGCAGACGAGCAGCCAGAACGAGAUUGAUGAAUUGGAGUUCUUGAAUAGUUGUAGAGAUGCUGGAGUGGUGCAUAUAUUGGGAAAUACUGUGGUGAAAGCAAGAAAAGAUUCAAGUUUGUAUAAAAAGAUUGCUGUUGAUUAUAUAUAUGCAUUUCUUAGGAAGAUUUGUAGGGAGCAUAGUGUAAUUUUUAAUGUCCCGCAUGAGAGUCUAUUAAAUGUCGGACAAGUAUUUUAUGUAUAACAUUAUUUGAUUGCUGCCAUUAAUAAAGGAAAAUAAGUUUUUCAAUAAA
This is a messenger RNA of Beta vulgaris subsp. vulgaris (sugar beet), 3124 nucleotides long. Its product is annotated as potassium transporter 10. Gene Ontology annotation, cellular component: membrane. Gene Ontology annotation, molecular function: potassium ion transmembrane transporter activity. The transcript has 8 exons. Lineage: Eukaryota; Viridiplantae; Streptophyta; Magnoliopsida; Caryophyllales; Amaranthaceae. Gene Ontology annotation, biological process: potassium ion transmembrane transport. Bases 568 to 3075 code for a protein of 835 amino acids. The record is from RefSeq and is a predicted model, not a curated record.